AAACGUCACCUUUCCUUUUGGUGAGCAAGGUGUGUUCACGUGAGGUUGUGUGUGCCCUCGAAAAUAGGUCACACAAUCCUCAUAAUUUCGUGAAUAAUUUCUUCUAAAAUAUAAAAAAAAAUAUAAAAUUAAUAAAAAACCAAAAAAAUUGUAAAAUAUAAAAUAAACAACGGGAAUCACUCGAUUUUAAGUUAGUGUACGUAAGCGUGCAACGUGGUCUAAGGAAUGCGAUAGUCAUUACGAAGAGAAAGUGAAGUUGUCCGUAAUAAUUGAGGCCAAUUUUAAUGUUCAUUAAAAUACUGAAGUAGUGAAAAUAUCAAAAUGAAUCCAGGCCCACCUAAUUACCCCAUGGCAUCUUUGUAUGUCGGGGACUUGCACUCCGAUAUUACUGAAGCCAUGUUGUUUGAGAAAUUUUCAACGGCUGGUCCCGUACUCUCUAUUCGAGUCUGUCGCGAUAUGAUCACGCGUAGAUCCCUAGGCUACGCUUAUGUGAAUUUUCAGCAACCUGCCGAUGCUGAAAGGGCACUUGACACUAUGAACUUCGAUAUGAUCAAAGGAAGACCUAUUAGAAUCAUGUGGUCCCAACGAGAUCCAUCUCUACGCAAAUCUGGAGUUGGGAAUGUUUUUAUUAAAAAUCUUGACAAGACAAUUGACAACAAGGCUAUGUAUGAUACUUUUUCAGCUUUUGGUAAUAUUUUAAGUUGUAAAGUGGCCCAAGACGAAACUGGUGCCUCAAAGGGUUAUGGAUUUGUUCACUUUGAAACUGAAGAAGCUGCCAAUAAAUCUAUUGAAAAAGUGAAUGGUAUGUUACUGAAUGGAAAGAAAGUCUACGUUGGCAGAUUUAUUCCUCGUAAGGAACGCGAAAAGGAACUUGGAGAGAAAGCUAAGUUGUUCACAAAUGUGUAUGUGAAAAACUUUGGUGAAGAUUUUUCGGAUGAAAUGCUCCGUGACAUGUUUGAAAAGUAUGGUAGAAUAACUAGCCACAAAGUAAUGUACAAGGAAGAUGGAUCCUCUAGAGGAUUUGGAUUUGUUGCAUUUGAAGAUCCUGAUGCAGCUGAACGUGCUUGCAUGGAACUUAAUGGAAAAGAGCUUGUUGAAGGCAAGCCAUUAUAUGUUGGACGUGCGCAAAAGAAAGCCGAGCGUCAAAAGGAGUUGAAACGUAAAUUUGAACAAUUAAAAUCUGAGCGUCUGACCCGCUACCAAGGUGUCAAUUUAUAUGUCAAAAAUCUAGAUGAUACUAUUGACGAUGAAAGACUUCGCAAAGAAUUUGCGCCUUUCGGGACAAUAACUUCAGCUAAGGUAAUGCUCGAAGAUGGUCGCAGUAAAGGUUUUGGGUUUGUAUGUUUCUCAUCACCGGAAGAAGCCACUAAAGCUGUGACAGAAAUGAAUGGACGCAUAGUUGGAACGAAACCAUUAUAUGUCGCACUGGCCCAACGUAAAGAAGACCGCAAGGCUCAUUUGACAUCUCAAUAUAUGCAGCGAAUGGCAAGUAUGCGCAUGCAGCAAAUGGGUCAAAUAUUCCAGCCAGGUGGUGCUGGAGGGUAUUUCGUGCCUACUAUUCCACCGGCUCAACGCUUCUAUGGCCCAGCACAAAUGACCCAAAUAAGACCUUCCCCACGAUGGACAGCACAGCCUCCGGUAAGACCAAGCACUCAGACUGCAGCAUCUGGCUACCCCAACAUGCAGGCUCCAUUCCGUCCUGCACCCAGAGGCCCCACCCAAGCCGCCCUACGUACGUCUCUUGGGGCUAGACCUAUUACCGGUCAGCAGGGUGUAGCUACUGCUGCGUCUAUUCGAGCUCCGCUGGUCACUCAAAGUGGGCGCCCGGCAGGUUACAAAUAUACUGCGAACAUGCGUAAUCCUCCUGCACCUCAACCAGCUGUUCAUAUUCAAGGUCAAGAACCUUUAACCGCGACUAUGUUAGCUGCAGCACCACUUCAAGAGCAGAAGCAAAUGCUUGGUGAACGUCUUUUCCCAUUAAUUCAAAGAAUGCAUCCUGAUUUGGCGGGAAAAAUAACAGGAAUGCUACUAGAGAUUGACAAUUCGGAACUUCUUCAUAUGUUGGAGCAUGGAGAGUCUCUCAAAGCUAAAGUAGAUGAGGCAGUCGCUGUUUUGCAGGCUCACCAAGCUAAACAACAAGCUACUAAGAAAGAGUAAUAUUUUACAGUACUGGCAAAAGCAAGAGAAUUUUGCCAGAUUUAUUAUUAUUAAAUAACAAGAACCGUAAUUAUAGCAGUGUUCUUGGUAAUUUUUAUGCUUUUAAUAUUCUUCUUACAAAUAUAUAUGUAUAAUGGUCCCGAUUAUAAAAACACAAAAUAAAAAUGGAAAAAAGAAAAAGUAGAUUGCGUCUUCCCACAAGAACUAGUAAUGUAACAGAUAAAAUGGGAGAGCAUUCUACAAACAAAAAUAUAAUGCAACUGUCAACAUUUCUAUGUUCGAGUAAGAGUUAUACUUCUGGACUCUUUGACUUUUUACAUUGACUAGGAGAGGUAGUUCGGUUAAGUUCUUUUAUUAUAGAUUAACUAUUAAUUAUCAUUCUUUUUAUUUCUUAUCUUGAAAAUGGAGUUGGCUUAUGUUCUUGCAGUAUCUUUUAUUUUCUUAUCAGUUCACAUUGGACUUUACCUCGUAUUGUAAGCUUGGUCACCAAUGUAACUGUUUGAAUAUUCCUUUGUAAUUUGUUUCAUCUUAAUAUAUAUUUGGGAUAUUCAACUUAGUAAA
Ostrinia nubilalis (European corn borer) is the source of this 2718-nucleotide messenger RNA. RefSeq names its product polyadenylate-binding protein 1 (gene Pabp). The transcript has 3 exons. Gene Ontology annotation, cellular component: nucleus; cytosol; ribonucleoprotein complex. Gene Ontology annotation, molecular function: poly(U) RNA binding; mRNA 3'-UTR binding; poly(A) binding. The record is from RefSeq and is a predicted model, not a curated record. The coding region runs from base 322 to 2157 and encodes 611 amino acids. Lineage: Eukaryota; Metazoa; Arthropoda; Insecta; Lepidoptera; Crambidae.